Messenger RNA from Electrophorus electricus (electric eel), 2222 nucleotides. RefSeq names its product zinc finger protein 668 (gene znf668). Gene Ontology annotation, biological process: regulation of transcription by RNA polymerase II. Lineage: Eukaryota; Metazoa; Chordata; Actinopteri; Gymnotiformes; Gymnotidae. Gene Ontology annotation, cellular component: nucleus. Gene Ontology annotation, molecular function: DNA-binding transcription factor activity, RNA polymerase II-specific; RNA polymerase II transcription regulatory region sequence-specific DNA binding. The record is from RefSeq and is a predicted model, not a curated record.
AAACGUCUCUGGCCGGAAUUCAUUUGAAAAACAGAUCGUGCUCUCCAGACAGGAAAUACGGCUUCAAGGUCUUAGCAUUCCAGUUACUGAAGAAUGAAUGGCUUCUUCACAGCCAGGCAGCCCAUCUACAGUAGAGCAGGAUGUCCCUCCACCUCCUGAGACUGAGCCCACUGAAGAGAAGGAGGACAAGAAUCAGCAGCUGACCACGAGAAGAGGCAAAGGGAGACCAGCAAAAUCUCAGCACACUUUUAAGUGCUCAGCCUGUCCGGAAGUUUUUUCAGCCCCACAAGUCUACGGAAGUCAUAAGCUCUUAGCUCAUGGUAAGGACAAACAGCCAUACACUUGUGGCCAGUGUAAUAAGGCUUUCUCCAGCCGUGCCCAGCUCUCUAAACAUCAACGAUCCCAUUCUGGUCAACGUCCAUUUCAAUGCUCACAGUGUCAUAAAGCAUACAAAACACCAACAGAACUCAGAAACCACAGCCGUUCCCACACCGGAGAGAAACCCUUUGUCUGUACAGAGUGUGGCAAGGCGUUCAUGCAGGCCAUUUGUCUACGCAUUCACAUGACCCAGCACAGUGGUGAGAGGCCUCAUUCAUGCCCUCACUGCUCUAAGAGCUAUCCUACUCUGUCAAAACUGAAAGUUCAUCAGCGCUCACAUACAGGGGAGAAGCCAUACUUCUGCACCGAAUGCGGGAAGAGUUUUGCGGACCCCUCUGUGUACCGCAAGCAUCGGCGGAAUCACCAGGGCCACCGUCCUUAUUCCUGCGGUCAAUGCGGCAAGACAUACACAGAGCUCAAAGACCUGAAGAACCAUGAGCGCUCGCAUACAGGAGAGAAGCCAUACCUCUGCUCAGACUGCGGCAAGGCCUUCUCGCGUUCGUCCUCCCUGGCGUGCCACUUGCGCAUUCACUCCCAGAGCAAGCCCUACCAAUGUGAGCAGUGUGGAAAAGGCUUCACUCAGCUCUCCUCCUACCAGUCCCAUCUGCGUACACACUCCGGUGAGAAGCCCUUUCUCUGUCCACAGUGCGGCAAGAUGUUCUCAGACCCUUCCAGCUUCCGCCGGCACCAGAGGGCACAUCAGGGCUUCAAGCCCUACCCCUGCGACAAGUGCACCAAGAGAUUUCGGCAGCCGGCUGACCUGGCCGUGCACCAGCGCGUGCAUUCGGGCCAGAGGCCGUACAAGUGCCAGAACUGCGACAAAGCCUUCGUGGCAUCGUGGGACUUGCGCCGGCACAUGCUGGUGCACACCGGGCUGCGGCCGUUUUCUUGCACGGAAUGCGGCAAGUCGUUCGCAGAGCGCUCGAGCCUCAACAAGCACCGGAGGGUGCACUCUGGAGAACGCCCCUUCAAGUGCCAGAUGUGCUCCAAGUCGUUUGUUGUGUCGUCCAGCCUGCGCAAGCAUGAGAGGACGCACCUGGCAGAGAGGCCCCCGCAGCAGCCAGUGCCUGAGUCUGCGCAGGGCUUCUCUCUCAGCACUGGCCCGCAGUUUAGCACAUGGGAGGAGGUGCAGACCCACGCCGGGCUUCACAGCGUCUCUCCCCCACCAAAUCCCACUGUCAUGCCCCUCCCCUUUGGCCCCUACGUUUGCGUGACCUGCCAGGCCGAGUUUACGCAGCCGUCGGCUCUGCAAGCUCACGAGAAGAUGCACCCCAAGCCACGGCCCCAUGUCUGCGAUGGCUGCGGCAAAGGUUUCCUGAACAAAGCCGGACUGCGGAAACACCAGCGCAUCCAUUCCACCAGCCGGCCACACUGCUGCACGGUCUGUGGCAAGGCUUUCCUUUUCGCUGCUUACCUUCGGAAGCAUUUGCGCACCCACCGUGACGGCGAGGCCUCGUCCCUGCCACAGACGGACACGGCGCACACACAGCCCCUGCCUUCUCCGCCAGGUGCGUCCUCCCCAGCUGACUCGGAGCCUGCUACUAUAUCCCUGACUGUGCCUGUCACUGUGCCGGUGUCUGCCUUCCAGACCAUGGCAGCCCAUGUGUACAUAGACAAGGAAGAGGAGCUGUGAAAUUGUUGCAUGUUGGCCUUGAUCUUUCGACCACUGUUUACAGUCAGGAUCCAUUGUUAAGGAUGCAGUUCUGUACAAAAAUGCAACAGGCAGUUGAAAUGAUUUCUUUCAUUACACAAACUGUAUGGAAUUUUUUUUUUUUUACUGUUGCUUCUCCUUUGAAUUUAAAGCCCAGUGAUUUGGUGAAAAAAAUAAAUAAAUCCAAAUUUCA